GGCACUGGCGCUCGGCGGGGCUCUUCGCGGGCGGCGGCGCGCGCGGGCGGCCCGCGCUGCAGCAGGCGGGAAGCGCAAGAAGCAGCUGCAGUUCGCGGAGCGCGGCGCGGCGCACGCGGGCGCGGGCGCGGCAGGCGCGCCCGUCUCCGCCAAGGCGGGCGCCAGAACGAGGGCCCCGCGCGGCGCGAGAGCUUCCGACAAGCCCUGGGCGAAGCAGAAGCAAAAGCAGAGUGAGCCCGCCCUGGCCGCGGCGAUCGGCGGGGCGAAGGAGGGCGGGGAGAAGAAGGCGGAGGAAGAGGAGGAGGCGAGGGAGGAGCAGAAGGACGGCUGGGUGCCUGGCGAGCCGAUAGAGGUCAGGUUCGAGGACGUCUCGUGGACGCCAGCCGUCAACAAUACCAUGCAUGUUCCUGGAGAGAGGAGGUCGAGUAGCAAACCAGUGCUCAACGGCGUUUCGUGGGAGAUCAGCGGCGCGGAGAAGGUUGGGCUGAUCGGCGCUAACGGCAGCGGGAAGAGCUCGAUGCUGCUUAUGAUAAACGACUUGCUACAGACAACCUCCGGCCAGGUCGUGAAGCGCCCGGCGGACAUGCGCAUCGGGUACAUGAAGCAGGAGGCCGACCUGGAGAGCUCGCUCACCGCGCGGGAGGCCCUCCUGUCAGUUUUCGGGUGCCGCGACCUGGAGUCCAUCGACGCAGACUUGGAGUCGGUGGCCAUGGAGGGCGACAUCGGGGAGCUGGAUCGGUUGGUGAGCGAACGUACGGAGGCCGAGCUCCAGCACCAGGAGGUGGAAGACCUGAUCCCCAGGCUCGGCCUGUCCUCGCUCGCCUCGACACCCAUACCCGAGCUCUCUGGAGGGUGGCAGAUGCGCGUGGGUCUGGGCCAGAUCAUGCUGCGCAAGCCUCAGCUGAUCUUGCUCGAUGAGCCCACGAAUCACGUGGACCUGGAGACCGUGGAGUUCAUGGAGGACUUCCUCCGAUCGCAGGACGUCCCGAUGGUCAUCGUGUCGCACGACAGGUACUUUCUCAACCAGGUCUGCACGAAGAUCGUGGAGAUCUACCGGGGGAAGACGGCCACUUACUGGGGCAAUUACGUCUCCUACCUGAGGCGGCGAGACAGACUUCUCGCACGUGAUUGGAGCCGCUACCGGGAAUGGCAGAGGGCUAUCGACAUCAUGAAGAAGGGGAUCAGAAGGUUGGAGGGCCGCUACAUGAUUGAAAUGGCUUCCAAGAAGAAGCUGGAGCUCGCGGAGCUGGAGGCGAAAAACGUGCCCAAGCCGGAGGUGAGCGAGGUCAGCAACUUCUCCUUUCCGUCAGUCUUCGCCCCGGGCGAGGGGGGCAUCCGGCCGAAGCAGGCGAAGAAGCUGGCGCCCCUCGAAGAAGAAAUGGUGGAGGACUCCGACGACUCCAGCGACGAGGAGGCCGACGACGAGCUCUUCGAGGGCGACUUCGACGACGAGGAGCCAGACUGGUCGCAGAAGGCCGAGGCCGGCGGCCCAGAGCCCCGGGAGCCGCCCGCGGUGGUGCCCGCCUCGCCCGCCGGUAGCGACGACUUUUGGGGCGGCCCGCCGCCGGAGGCCGCAGCCCCGCGGGCCGAGGCCGAGGGCGCCGAGGAGGCGGCCCCCGCCCCUCAGCAGGAGCUGGGGGAGGUGCUGCUCGAGGUGCGGGAGUGCGGUGUCAGGUACUCCGACAAGGUCGUGCUCGACAGCGUCUCCCUGACGGUGCGCAGGGGCGAGAAGGUGGCGCUGGUAGGCCCGAACGGUUGCGGCAAGAGCACGCUGGUGCGCGCCAUCAUGGGCGAUUUGGGCGAGGAGUCCUUCGUUCGCGGCGAUUUCACUUGCACUGACAUGGGCAUGGCCUACUUCCCGCAGAGGCUGGCGGAGGCUUUUAACUCCGAAAAGCAGACGGUGAAGGACGUGCUCUUCAUGUCCUGCAAGGUUGGCGACCUCGAGCGUGCGGGCGGCAUCGACAGCGUGCUGACGAGCCUGCAGCUGACCGGUAUAACCGCAAACCAGCCCGUGUGCAGCCUCAGCGGCGGCGAGAAGGCGCGGGUGGCCUUCGCGCAGUUCUUGCUCGACCCGUGCGCCCUUCUCGUGCUGGACGAGCCGACGAACCACCUGGACAUCGCAACGCGGGAGCUGCUGGAGGAUGCUCUCAAGAAGUUCGAUGGCGGCGCCCUGGUUGUCAGCCACGACCGCUUCUUCCUCCGCGAGUUCGCCACUCGCGUGGUCGAGUUCCAGGAUGACGGGACGCUCCGCGAGUUCAACAGUUGGGACGCGUACUCGCGGGCCGCGCCGCCGCAGUGGGCCGCGGCGACGGAGGCGGAGGGGGAAUUCAUUGAGCAGGACGGGGUGGCGCUGCAGAUCUGGAGCAAGAAGUCGAUGACCCGGGUGAAGAGGAGGUACGGCAACGUCGGCCUCCGGCGGCUCUCGCCCCGCGCUGUGGAGAAGGUCCCCGAGCCGCAUCGCACCAGGUCGUCGCAUGCCGUCGAAAGGCUGAUUGCCGAGGGCGUCAGUCCGGGCCUGCUCGGGCCCCACGCAGACGGCAGGAGAUGAUGACGAGUUGGCGACGAGGCCGCUGGGCGGAGCGAUCACGGAGAAGAGCGCCAAACUUUCGGAUGUCCGCGCGCAUUUCUCGGAUCGGCGCUGGGCCCCCCUGACGGCGCCUCUGGCGCCGCACCUGGGGCGCUCCAAGCGCCAGGGCUUGGGGUCCAGCGCCGAUCGAAGGAAUCCACACUGACGUCUGAAGUUUCUCAUGCUUUGACUUCGUCGAGUGCCGCCUUCGCUCUGGGGACAAGGUGUCUUAGUCUGUCCCGUUGAGUUCGGCCCAGUGGCUGAGACGGCGCCCGUCUGGAGAGGCGCCCACAAGGGGCGCCACCGGACGGUGUCCCGUACCCUCCCAAUCAGGCGGAAUAGGCCUCUUCGGGGAGCUCGUUUGAGAGCGGCAGGUUGUCGAACUUGUACUCUUGUGGAUGCCAGCCGUCCAAGUACGCACUCUUGGGGAUGCCAGCGGUCCAAGUGGAGAUUUUCCGUGGCGGCGCGAGCCAACCGUGCCCCAUACUUGGCCUGUGUUUUGUCAAGGUAGGCGUGGGGGGCGUACAGAGGGCGUGGCAGUCCCCGCAGCUGACUUUCCGCACUCUUGCGCUCUUCAAUGCCUUCCUACCGCCUCUCUCUCUCUCUCUUUCUUAUAUCUCUCUUUGUUUUGUUUUCUCUCUCUCUCUCUCUCCCUCUCUUUGUCUUUCUAGAGAUUUACCUCCUGGUCACCAAGUCUGUAAGCAGCCUUUGCGAUUGCAUUGGCGCGACCUUUUUAACCAGCCCUGGCGAUCGCAUCGACGCGAUAGUUUAACAUGUUGGAGUUUACGCUGGAUGCUCCGCUCCGCUCUGUCCAGAUGGUUUGCUUGGUUCCUGGCAGCAAAGCGACCAGCAACUUUUGCUGGGGAGGGUGGCCAACCCUGAUGCGAGUUUUCGGUUCCUGACAGAUCGUGUGCCUGCGUGCUGUUUGAUCGCGCCUUCUAUCGAUAACAUAGACAGGCCCAGACCCUGAAUCGUAAGAGAACACACAUCGGAAC
Molecule: messenger RNA, 3561 nt
Organism: Prorocentrum cordatum
Lineage: Eukaryota; Dinophyceae; Prorocentrales; Prorocentraceae
Source: the annotation of a GenBank genome assembly